UUAAGUAGUUUCAUUUCUCAUAUGGGCUAGAGUUUGUCAGUUAGGUUGUAGUUCCAGUUGCAAAUGGAUCCAAUGAGAUUGAAGUAAUCACAAUCAUAGACAUUCUAAGGAGUGCAAAGGUGGAUGCUGUGAUUGCUUCAUUUGAAAAAUCAAUGAAGAUUUCAGGGUCUCAAGGCAUAAAGAUUGUUUCAGACAAGUUAAUCAGUGAUACAGCCAAGUCAACACAUGAUCUAAUCAUUCUACCGGUAAUAGCAGGAUGCCAUUUUAAUAAUAAAGGGGCAUUGAAUACAUUGUUUUUUUAUUAAAAAAAAAAAGGAUUUGGAAACCUCCAAUAAUAUUUUAGUUCUUGAGCAGUGCUGAUAUUAUUUCCCUUGCUGGAGAGUGGAAUACUAGAGUCUACAUCUCCACACAGCCUAAAUCAAAAUGAAAACUUAGAAUCCAUAAUAUCUUCAUCCACAUGAGUUUGUUUGGCAAGAGCCUUAUUGAAGUCUACUAUAUUAUGGCCAGUCUGGUGCAUGUCCACAUAGGUUAAUAUAUACUGUUUGUAGCAGAAAUUCUAAGGCCAAGAUAUAGCUCAAAGAAUCUCUAUGCUGUUUGAUCUUACUCCUUUGAAUGUUUUGUUUCAUUAUGGACUUUCAGGGGGGAGAUGGUGGGCAGAACAGUUACAGAAAUCUAGGAUUCUGAAGAAGCUGCUCAAAGAACAGGAUAAAGCUGGAAGAAUAUGUGGAGCAGUUUGCUCUUCUCCAGCAAUCCUUCAUAAGUAUGGUUUACCAAAGGAAAAGAGAGCUACUGCACAUCCAUCUGCCAUAAGCAUGCUCACCAAUGCAGUUGAUGGUGCAAACUUAGUUAUUGAUGGUAAAAUAAUCACAGGAAAAGGGCUUGGUACUGUAUUAGAUUUUGCAUUGGCUAUUGUGAGCAAACUAUUUGAUGAUGCAAGAGCGAGAAGUGUUGCAGAAGGUCUUAUUUUUGAGUUUUCCAGGAGGUAGUGAAAUCUAAAUUUUAGGCAUGCAACUUGGACGGUAAUUUUUAAGAUGCCAUAGGCUGUAAAGAUGGUUAUGUUUCCCAGUUUGCACAUGGAGGAAGAAAACCUGUGACCAAUUGACCAUAUUCAUCAAUGUCAAAUGCAAGAGGUGACUAUCCUUUGUUUAACGAUUUUCUUCUAGAUGCCGAUAUACAAUAAAAAGAGAGACAUCACAGUUUCAUUUUUAGCAAGGUCUACAGAAAAUGUCAAUUCAAAUAUGUCAACGCCAUAUUUUUACAGUGAGCUGAAAUAGUACAUUGGACUUAGCUGCAGAUAUCUUUAUAUGGCAACAUCCCUCCCUUCAACUUGGGUGAUACUGCCAGUAGUGGGACCAGCAACACAAUUUUUACCUGUAUAUUAUAGCACUUUCCUACAAUCCUACACAAAGGAUUAACUCUGAGCUCCGAAUGAAACAAACUCUUUUCUUUUUCUUCGACCUUAGGAAAUCAAGUUUUUGAAGCCUCCAAGCUGUUAGGUUUGGGGAAUGGACCAUCAGGCUAUGCUGGUCGGUCCCUAAUGAAACGAACUAUUGGUU
Messenger RNA from Rubroshorea leprosula, 1556 nucleotides. NCBI's taxonomy places the organism in Eukaryota, Viridiplantae, Streptophyta, Magnoliopsida, Malvales, Dipterocarpaceae. The record is from the annotation of a GenBank genome assembly.